Guillardia theta CCMP2712 is the source of this 810-nucleotide messenger RNA. RefSeq lists its product as hypothetical. Gene Ontology annotation, cellular component: membrane. Gene Ontology annotation, biological process: lipid metabolic process. The record is from RefSeq and is a predicted model, not a curated record. NCBI's taxonomy places the organism in Eukaryota, Cryptophyceae, Pyrenomonadales, Geminigeraceae. The coding region runs from base 1 to 810 and encodes 269 amino acids. The transcript is spliced from 5 exons. Gene Ontology annotation, molecular function: oxidoreductase activity, acting on the CH-CH group of donors.
AUGGAGCGGAUUGGGGGAUGGCUGGCUGGCGAGGAGGCAGGCUGGCUCGUGGGAGGGAUGCUCAACUUCGUCGGCUUCCUCCUCACCUGGUGGACUGGAACGCACAAGCUGACUGACAUAUGCGGCUGCGGCGCUUUCACAGUCAUGGCGCUGCAGCGUCUGCUUCACCUCUCCCAGCGUCCUCGCCCUCCUCCCUCCAACACGCAGCUGCUCCUCAUCGCCUGCGUCGUUCUCUGGUCUAUCCGACUCGGAGGCUUCCUCUUUCUUAGGAUUCUCCGCUCGCCCGAAGACAAACGCCUAGCAUCCUUCUUCCCCAAACCUGGGGAGAUUCCUAUCAAACUAGCUGGUUUCUGGUUCAUCCAGGCCCUCUGGUCCCUUAUCACCAUGCUGCCCAUCCUCACCGCGUGCAGAGUGAACCCGGCCAAGAGGCCGACGGAGGGGAGCAAGCUGUGGUUCCUCCCCUUCCUCGUAGGCUUUUUGAUCGAGGUCUUUGCGGAUCAUCAGAAGAGCACCUUCAAGGCGAUGCCGGAGAACAAGAACAAGUUCUGCGACCAGGGACUGUGGUACUACAGCAGGCAUCCCAACUACUUCGGGGAGAUUGUCGUGUGGUGGUCGCUCUACAUGGCUUCCCUGCCGCUGGCCCCCAAGUGGACGAUCGUCUCUCCCCUCUUCAUCACGUUCCUGCUGCUGCGGGUGUCAGGCAUUCCCAUCCUCGAGGCGAGCUACGACAAGAAAUACGGGGAGGACGUGUCGUACCAGCAGUACAAGAGCUCGACAAGCCUCUUGGUUCCAAUGCCAAAGUUCACAUAA